AUGGCCGUAACCCCCACCGCCCGCCUCCGUUCCUCCCCCAGAAACAAGCACGCGCCGCCACCGCAAGCCAACGGCCAUCUCCACGGCGGCGCCGAGGAUCAAUCGAUGAGGAAGAGGCCGUCGGCGGCCCCGUUCUCCGCCGGUAACCCGCAUUUCCUGGGAUGGACGGCGGGGGACGCGCUCUGCCUGCCGCGCCGCCACCCCGUGCCCUGCGCCUUCGCCGCCUGCGUCCUGUUCUUCAUGGCGGUCGAGUACACGCUCGCCAUGGUCCCGCCGGUGGCCCCGCCGUUCGAUCUGGGAUUCGCCGCCACCGCCGCCCUCCACCGGAUGCUCGCCGCCAGGCCCGCGGUCAACACGAUCCUCGCCGGCCUCAACACGGUUUUUGUGGCGAUGCAAACGGCGUAUAUCCUGUGGACAUGGAUAGUCGAGGGGCGGCCGAGAGCAACAAUCUCGGCACUAUUCAUGUUCACGUGCAGGGGAAUCCUUGGAUAUGCUACACAGCUGCCAUUACCUCAGGAAUUCUUGGGCUCGGGUGCAGAUUUUCCGGUUGGUAAUGUCUCGUUUUUCCUGUUCUACUCGGGUCAUGUGGCUGCUUCAGUUAUUGCGUCAUUAGACAUGAAACGAAUGCAAAGAUGGGAGUUAGCUUUCGCAUUCGACUUCUUGAAUGUUUUGCAAGUUGUGAGGUUACUAACCACAAGAGGUCACUACACAAUCGACCUGGCAGUUGGUGUUGGGGCCGGUAUGCUGUUCGAUUCCCUAGCUGGAAAGUAUGUGAACAGUAGGAAAAUCGAAGGCACGUCGUCUAUUAGUGCCACAAAUGGGACCUAUCUUUAA
Molecule: messenger RNA, 834 nt
Organism: Striga hermonthica
Lineage: Eukaryota; Viridiplantae; Streptophyta; Magnoliopsida; Lamiales; Orobanchaceae
Source: the annotation of a GenBank genome assembly